AUGAUCGCCCCUUCGGUAACCCCGCCCCCUUCCACUUUGGAGAAGACUGUAGAGGAAAUGGCUGUGGAAAGCAUGACUGUCCAUCCAAACUCCCCAACUACCAACCACGAACACAACAGUCUCCUGACUGACGAAAGCGGCGGCGGUGCGGUUUUUGUGCAGCCGACGGAGCACGUGGACCAUAGCGCCACCUGCUCUGCGUCUCGUCAGGCUGCCGUCGUCUUUGUGAACAAGUGCGGGCCUCCCCGCUCCAGCCGGGCCUCGGGUCUGGCCCUCAGACCCAACCCGCUAACCUAG
Messenger RNA from Menidia menidia (Atlantic silverside), 297 nucleotides. The record is from the annotation of a GenBank genome assembly. NCBI's taxonomy places the organism in Eukaryota, Metazoa, Chordata, Actinopteri, Atheriniformes, Atherinopsidae.